Geodia barretti is the source of this 1152-nucleotide messenger RNA. NCBI's taxonomy places the organism in Eukaryota, Metazoa, Porifera, Demospongiae, Tetractinellida, Geodiidae. The record is from the annotation of a GenBank genome assembly.
AUGACGCCGACUGACGUCAACGCAGCACCGCCCGACGAUAUCAUCAUCUGCCGCGACGUCCACAAAUGGUACGACGGUUUUCACGCCGUCAGAGGAGUCACCACCUACGUGAAACGCGGAGAGGUCGUCAUCAUCAUCGGCCCAUCCGGAUCGGGAAAGUCCACGUUCAUCCGCACCAUCAACCGGCUCGAGCGGCACGAACGGGGCCAGAUCAUCGUGGACGGAAUACCCCUCACCGACGACGUGCGCAACAUCGACGCCGUCCGCCGCCACGUCGGAAUGGUCGCCCAGUCAUUCAACCUGUUCCCCCACAUGAGCGCGCUCAGCAACAUAACCCUGGCUCCCACCAAGGUCCGCAAGCUGAGCAAGCAAGACGCCAUCGACGAAGCGAUGCACCUCCUCGAUAGAGCUCUGCAACUGGUGAACCUCGAGGGGUAUGCGGCCCGUUAUCCACACCAGCUCUCCGGCGGACAGCAGCAGCGCGUGGCCCUGGCCCGGGCGUUGGCGCCGGCGCCGGACCUGAUACUGAUGGACGAACCCUUCUCCAGCCUUGACGCCGGCCUGCGGGGGCAGUUGCGGGCGGAAGUCCGGGCCAUAUUGAAAGAGCGGGGAGCCACCGUGAUCUGUGUCACCCACGACCAGGAAGAGGCGAUGCAACUGGCGGAUCGGAUGGCGGUGAUGAACGAGGGGCGCAUCGAGCAGCUGGGGUCGCCGGAGCAGGUGUUCAACUACCCCGACACGCGGUUCGCCGCGGAGUUCUUCGGCACGGCUGACUUUCUGCCGGCCUGGCGGGACGGCGCUUAUCUGACCAGCGAGGUGGGACGGAUUCCCUGGUCCGAAGCUUGGGCCACACCAUCACGGACGGAUGAUGAGUUGCAGGUCAUGGUGCGUCCGGACUGUCUUGAUAUGGAACCCGAGGAGGAGGGCAACGGGGUGGUCGUCCAGCGGGAAUUUCUGGGCGCAUUCAACCUCUAUUCAGUGGGAUUGGACUCGGGGCGUCGGGUACAGGUGAUGCAGUCGCACCUGGCGCGUUUCGACCCGGGAACGCGGGUGCGAACGUUCCUGCGCGAAGGUCACCAGCCGUUGCCCUUCAUCGAUGGGCAAGCUCUGGUAGAUGAGCCGGCCUACGCCACGGAACCGGACAGUUCCUAA